This is a messenger RNA of Vanessa atalanta (red admiral), 1116 nucleotides long. RefSeq lists its product as uncharacterized. The record is from RefSeq and is a predicted model, not a curated record. NCBI's taxonomy places the organism in Eukaryota, Metazoa, Arthropoda, Insecta, Lepidoptera, Nymphalidae. Bases 1 to 1116 code for a protein of 371 amino acids. The transcript has 9 exons.
AUGAACGCUCUAAUAGGCCAUCUAAUGAUAAACCGAUCCAAACGAAGAAACGAAAAGAGACGAUGUGCACAAAGAUCAAAGAAAAAGCGUUUUAAUUCAAAAGGUCAGAACAGAUUUUUAGAUGUAUUUGAAGUGGUGGAAUUCGACCACGUGACGUGUUCGGCUCUUAAUGGAUUCGAAGGGACUUGUCUACAUGAAUAUGAUUGUCAAAAAGUAGGUGGAAAAACGAUGGGAACUUGUGCUGACGGUUAUGGAACAUGUUGUGUUAUGCAAUUUACUUGCGACGAACGUUCCUCAUCUCCUAGUGUAUGGUUCACUAAUCCCGGAUAUCCUACACCAAAUCCUGAUAGGCUUUCUUGUUCCUUUACAUUAGAAAAAUAUUCUGAUGAAGUGAAGCAAAUACGACUGGAUUUUAUAAGUUUUGAGAUUUUACCGCCUACAGCGGGAAGUUGUGAGCAGGAUCAGUUUUUAGUAACAGGACAAAAUGUAAAUAAUGUUAUACCUAUCCUUUGUGGUAUAAAUUCUGGACAACACGUGUAUAUAGAAGUUUCAAAUGCAGAGGGUCCAGUAGUUCUUUCAUUUCAGACAAUAUCGGAAGAACAGCGCUUGUUCUCUAUUAAGGUAACUCAAUUGAUUUCCUCUGACAAUUUAAAAGCUCCUUCAGGAUGUUUACAAUACUACAAGGAAGAACACGGGUACCUAGAAUCAUUUAACUACCGUGACGUAUCUGAAAUAGGAAUUACAAGGAUAUCUAGUUACAUGAACUACCUGAAUUAUGCUAUAUGCAUUGAACGCGCAAAUGCCUUCUGUAGUAUAACGUACAACAACGUCGGGGAUAUGCAAAUUAUCAACUAUGAUACUGAAGGUCUGCCUGUAAUUCCACCGCGACAAGCAGGAGUUGAAAUAUUCGACUGUCCGAGCGACUGGCUACUGAUAGCCGCCGUCCGACUGUGCGGCGAACGUCUUAAUGAUGGUUCUAUUCUACAGGAUUUUACUUUGGAUGCGCCCGUGACAGAUGAUGGAGUGGGGCCAAUUGUAAUAUGGUUCAGAUCUGACGGAAUAUACGCCGGUCGGGGUUUCAAACUAAGCUAUCAACAAAACGCUUGUACUAAAUAA